This is a messenger RNA of Polyodon spathula (Mississippi paddlefish), 2243 nucleotides long. Its product is annotated as proline-rich protein 5-like. The coding region runs from base 482 to 1660 and encodes 392 amino acids. Gene Ontology annotation, cellular component: TORC2 complex. Lineage: Eukaryota; Metazoa; Chordata; Actinopteri; Acipenseriformes; Polyodontidae. The transcript has 10 exons. The record is from RefSeq and is a predicted model, not a curated record. Gene Ontology annotation, biological process: TORC2 signaling.
UAAAAGGCUGCACAGUGUGCGUUUCUGGUUUGGUACAGUACCUUCCAGCAGACACACACGCACACUGAGACAGUGGCUGGCACUGACAAGGCGAAAGAACACAAGAAUAAAAAACAAAGAAGGGAAACAAAAUCGAAAUAAAAGAUCCCUGAGUGUCGGUAUUGGAAACGACUCGCUUCUGUCUGGAAGUGAUCAAGACUGGCUCACUAUUACUUUCCGAUUCCAUAAAACCCAUUGCCAGAUCGUGCGUUUUUAAGUGAUAUGUUGUGUUCGAGGUGUCUUUUCCAGUUGUUGGUACCUCAUGACUGCCGCUGACAUCCAGUCCUGUCACCUUUUGCAGACGCUGUAAGAAAGAAAAAAAACGGUGUACCCUCUACACCCAUUCUGUAUACUGGAUCCUGAUAGUCUGUUCAGCCGAUUCGUGGUUCUUGCUGAAUCCAUCUGUUAGAACUGUAAGGUUUGUGAAUGAAGGUUGAAGUUAAUGACUUCCCCUAGCCUCAGCGACCUGAGCAAGAGUGAGAAGGCCGCCUUGGAUGAACGGGGGACGCAACACAGACGGGCCGGGGCCAACGCCACUUGGAACAGUAUCCACAAUGGAGUGAUUUCUGUGUUCCAGAAGAAGGGGCUACCAGAGAAUGAACUGUACACCCUCAACGAGGGUGUGAGACGGCUGUUGAAAACGGAAUUGGGAUCAUUUUUCUCGGAAUACCUACAAAACCAGUUACUUACAAAAGGAAUGGUCAUAUUAAGGGAUAAAAUCCGAUUCUAUGAAGGUCAGAAGUUGCUGGACUCCUUGGCCGACACAUGGGACUUCUUCUUCAGCGACGUCCUGCCGAUGCUUCAGGCCAUCUUCUAUCCUGUACAGGGGAAGGAGCCCUCAGUCAGACAGCUGGCUCUCCUGCACUUCAGGAACAUCAUCACACUCAACAUUAAACUGGAGGAUGCCAUUUCCCGCCCGCGGGCCAGAGUUCCUCCCUCCAUCAUUCAGAUGCUGCUGGUAUUACAGGGGGUACACGAGUCCAAGGGAGGGACGGAAGACUACUUGAAGCUUGAGGCCCUUAUCCAGAAGGUUGUCUCUCCGUACCUGGGAACCCACGGGCUCUUCUCUGACAACGGCCAAGUCACUCACUGCACCUGUGUUCUGGAGACGCGUUACCUCCGGCGCUGCACCAAGGCGGGCGAGGUGAUCGGGAAGAAUCCAGUGGUGCGCUCCAAGAGCUACAACAACCCCAUGCUGACCCCCGUGGUGGAGUAUGAGUGUGAAGUGGGCUCCGCCGGCAGCACGGGCAUCAGGAGGCACUCCGUCUCCGAAAUGACCUCCUGCCUCGGGUUGCAGGGCUACUCCAACCUCACCACCAUCAUGGACGCUGGCUCCAAAACCUCCAUGGCCAAAACCAACCAAUCUGGUGAGCAGGACCUGUCAGGAGGGGGAGGAGCUUCUACAACCUCCAAUCCAAUACUCUUCUUUGAGCAGGACCCCGGGGUGGACCAGCACGCUGCCUCCCUGAACCCCUUGCAUUCUUCCAGCCCCGAGACCACAGUGGACCAAAUCUUGGAGUCCAUAGACUCUGACUCAGAGGGCAUUUUUAUUGAUUUCAGCCACCGAUGCUCCAACUCUCCCGGGUACAGCAGGGAGACGAGCAGACAGAGCGUGGUGUAGGAACGCACAGAGAAGUGGAGCAGAGUUGUUCUGUGACAAUCAGCAAUGCAGAAGUCAAGAUUUGCCAGAUUGCCUGUCAGAAUAUCUCAAUUUGAUUGAUUUUGUUUUGUUUUGUUUUGUUUUCCUUUUCCUUCUGAAACAACUUUUUUUUUCCACCUAUUUCAUGCCUAAUAUAGACCUGUAUAAGAGCUAAGAUUGAUAAACAGGAAGAUUAAAAUGUAGGGAAGAGUAAAUGAGAGAUAGUAAGAGACCAGGUCACAUUAGGGACAUACGGGUAGAUCAUCUCCCAACUGAAACGGUCUGACAAAGAGUCUUUGCUGUGCAUUAACUGAGAAGUAUACUGUCCCAUUGAGACAUUGAGCAGAGCUGUUGAUUACUGUACUACCAAUGAAGCAUUGAAUUGAUUUUACAACACUUCCCCUAUCAGACUGUCUAUGGUACUGGCCGUGUCGAUUUGAGUUACUGAUUCCUUGCAAACCAACCCGUACCUGAAGAUCUGCCAACAGUGGUCAAUGAAUCUCCUCCUAGCAGCUGAUGAGUUAAUAAUACUGAGGCUCUCAAAAGUAUUCACCCCCUUGGACUU